Molecule: messenger RNA, 2629 nt
Organism: Heterobasidion irregulare TC 32-1
Lineage: Eukaryota; Fungi; Basidiomycota; Agaricomycetes; Russulales; Bondarzewiaceae
Product: serine protease S9
Exons: 19
Coding region: 278-2533 (751 amino acids)
Biological process (GO): proteolysis
Cellular component (GO): cytosol
Molecular function (GO): serine-type endopeptidase activity; oligopeptidase activity
Source: RefSeq, a predicted model, not a curated record
GAUAUCUCCUUAUUUAAUUGAUUGAGAUCUUUCGACAACCACCUCUCUCGUGUUUUCUAAACACGCUGUUCGCGUCCCUGCUUAUCGACUCCUUUUUGAUUGGAGGCUUCUGGGCCUUCCACUGUCUUUACGUCCUUGAAACAUUUGGCAGCUCCAGUAAAUCAGACCCAUGAUCACUUUGAGACGCGCACCCAUCCUACUAAAGCUGGUCUCGCCCGUUCACACACCACGCGUCUCUUCACAACUCGUCCGCACUCUAUCAAUAAGCUCUAGAAUCAUGGCACCCACACCCUGGACUCCCAAUCGAUACCCCGUUGCGCGCCGCUCGGACCAUAUCGACACGUACACAAGCGAAGCUAAGGGAGAAGUCAAGAUUCACGAUCCUUACGAAUGGCUGCAGCACAACACGGACGAGACAGACAAAUGGACAACUGCUCAGGAGAAAUUCACCAGAGAAUACCUGGAUGCUAACCCAGACAGAGUGAAACUAGAGGAAGAAAUUAGAAAGAGCACGGACUACGAGAGGUUCAGCGCUCCUACUCUGAAGAAGGACAACCGCUGGUACUGGUCAUACAACAGCGGUUUGCAAGCCCAGUCAGUAUUCUACCGUUCAACGGACUCUACUCUCCCCUCUUUCCCCACUUCCACGGGGCAGGUUUCCAAUCCAGGAGAAGUAUUUUUCGAUCCAAAUGCACUCUCGGAGGACGGCACAGUUUCCCUCGCAAGCGCGGCGUUUUCCCGAGACGGCAAGUGGUUCGCAUACGGCAUAUCUCGCUCGGGCAGCGACUUCAACACGGUUUACGUUCGUUCUACGGACCACCCCUUGACAGAUAUUAAGGCCGACAAACGGCUUUCAGACGAGAUCCGUUUUGUCAAGUUCUCUGGCAUUGUUUGGACGCACGACAGCAAAGGAUUCUUCUACCAGAGAUUCCCUGAUCGUGAGUCCCAUGGCUCGGCGUCAGAGGAUAAGGCAGGCACCGAGAUUCAAGGCGACCGUGAUGCGAUGCUGUACUAUCACCGAAUCGGCACACAGCAGUCGGAAGAUACAUUGGUUGUCAAAGAUCCCGAACACCCUGAAUGGAUGUGGGGAGCGCGAGUCACCGAAGAGGACCCAAAGUGGCUGGUGCUCAACGUCAGCCGGGAUACUUCACGGAAACAAUUACUCUGGAUCGCAGACAUCGAGAAGGAUGCGAUAGGACCUAACCUCAAUUGGAUCAAACUUGUGGACGACUUCGAGGCCAACUACGACAUCAUCGGGAACGAUGGGAAUAAGUUCUAUCUUUAUACGAACGCCGAUGCUCCUCAAUACAAGAUAAUCACCGUAGACUUGGACGACUACAUCCAGGCAUCGAAGAACGGUCCUGUGCACAUCAAGACCAUUGCCAAGGAUUUAAUACCAGAGGAUAAGGACGCGCACUUGGAAGAUGCAAGCAUAGUCGGCAAAGACCGGCUUGUCACUGUUUAUAAGCGUAAUGUGAAAGAUGAAGUCUACAUCCACUCUCUGAAAACAGGUAGACGCCUUCUGCGGCUUGCGGAAGACCACGUUGGUUCGAUCGGAGUCAGCGGACGGCGCGAUCAAAACUGGAUCUUCCUGUCGCUUACUGGCUUCACGACGCCGGGUGUGGUUGCAAGGUAUGAUUUCUGCGAUGAGAAAGAGACUGAGCAUGGUACGUGGAAAGUCUGGCGAGAAACAAUCGUCAAGGGGCUGGCAGGCGGCGGGGGGUUCAUUGCUGAGCAAAUAUGGUACGAGAGUAAGGACGGGACCAAAGUCCCCAUGUUCGUCGUCCGGCACGAGAGCACCAAAUUGGACGGCACUGCACCCGCUAUUCAAUAUGGCUACGGAGGCUUUUCAAUUUCUAUCAGCCCCUUCUUCAGCCCCUCUAUCCUCACUUUCCUGCGGGCAUAUGGGGCUAUCCUAGCCGUGCCGAACAUCCGCGGAGGCGGAGAGUUCGGCGAGGAGUGGCAUCUGGGGGGAACCAGGGAACGUAAGGUCAAUUGCUUCGACGACUUCAUUUCUGCUACGGAAUGGCUAGUCAAGAACAAGUAUGCCGGAAAGGGCAAGGUAGCUAUCAACGGAGGCUCAAACGGAGGGUUACUUGUCGCAGCUUCUGUGAAUCGCGCUCCUGAAGGAACUUUCGGAGCAGCGGUAGCGGAAGUUGGCGUUCUCGAUCUCCUCAAGUUUGCGGACUUCACGAUAGGUCGGGCGUGGACAUCUGACUAUGGAGAUCCGCACGAUCCGCACGACUUUGACUUCAUCCACCCGAUAUCCCCGUUACACAACAUCCCACAGGACAAAGUGCUACCACCUUUGGUUUUGCUGACCGCUGACCACGACGAUCGCGUAGUGCCCUUACAUUCCUUCAAGCAUGCCGCCACUCUCCAGCACACCUUGGCGGGGAACGCGAACCCGCUCUUGAUCCGCAUCGAGAAAAAAGCUGGCCAUGGGGCAGGGAAAGCCACGGAACAGAAGAUCAAGGAGGCUGCCGACAAGUGGGGCUUCGUGGCCCAGUCGAUUGGACUCAAGUGGAAAUAAAGAGGGCUCAUAGUUUCAGGUCUUACCAACGGACAGAGUAAACAGUUGUCUUACAUCGCAAUACUUUGCAAAAAAAAAUCAUCUUGUAUUUCGCCG